AUGACCGUGGCAAAGAGAUCAGCAAGAAUUCAUGAGGAGAGGGAGAAGAAGAGUGAGUUGAACUGUAAGUGUAGAUUAUUCAGUAUCUUUGAGUCCCACCAUGGCUGUUCCAGUCGAAAACUGCUUUUGAAUGGGAGGCCAGUGAACAAACAUAUUAUGAAUGAGUAUCCAAGAAAGCCUGAUAUACUUGCCGGCUUUGAUGAAGAAGUUGGGAAAAUUAAAGAUAGAGCAAACUUGGCAAGUCUUACAGUUGAUGCAAGUGUGGAAAGUUCAAGAAAUUCCAUUCGAGGAGAUACGUCGGCCAAGAAGCACAAAAAGAAGCAAAUCAUAGAUGAGAAACAGCAACUUGGAGGAACUGAUUCUGAUGUUUUCGAUCAUUCAGCUAAAAAUCAAAAGAUAUCCAGCAAGAUAUCCAAAAGUGCUUGUAAGUCGACGGUGCAUCACCCCAAAAAUGCAGUAAAGCAGACGUAUCAGCACAUUUUGGGUUCUGCAGAAACAUUUCCAAAUAAGCUCAACGUUGCAGCAAUUUUGGAAGCAACCUACAAUCAGAUUCACCAUGAAGACAAUAUCUAUUGUGGAGGUGCAGUCGAUGAGAUGAAUGUGCAGUUAGUGCAGAUGAGCGCCAAAGCUUUUGUCGAUCAGAUGUUUCUUGAGAAAAAAUUCAUCAGUACAGAAGGGCCAAGCUCAGAGUCAAAACCAUUCUCUGAUGCAUUGGAAAUUCUGAAUUCUAACAAGGAUUUAUUUGUGAAACGCCUGAAAGAUCCGAAUUCUGUACUAGCAAAAUACAUUAAGAACCUACAGAAAUUUCAGAUGGAGAAAGAAACAACCAGUUCAAUCUUAGAUGGCAAUGUCUCAAAACUUGGCAGUAAAGAUGAGGGGAGUUUCAAAAAGUUUGAAUGUGCAGCAGAGAUUAAAAAGAAAAAUGUGAACACUCUUUCGUGGGAAAAGAUCAAGUACCAAUGUGAAUAUCCAUCAAAAGGAAGUUUCACUCAUCGGCCUUCGGAUAAGAUAGUAGUAUUGAAGCCAACACCGAAGAACAUAAAAUAUCCUGAAAAUGUUGCCUGUCAUCGCUCGUCAUUGCAGUCUCGUCAUACUUCAAGUAGGAAAGGACCGGAUGAGAAACCCAAGUACUUGUUUUUCAGAGAGAUGACGCGAAAGUUAAAAUAUUCGUUUGGAGGAAGUGGAAAUACUGCAUAUUCUUCCACCAAUGCCAAGACAAAAGACGAGCUGUGCAAGAUGCAGAAUCUCAAUUCAAGCUACGAUACUGAUACUUCUUGUACAAAUAAAAUGGUACUCAAAAAAAUAGACCUGUCAAGAGUCCAUUUCACGGAGAAACAGGAGUCUGACAUUAUUAUGGAGGCAAAAAGGCAUCUUUCUGAGAGAUUAAAGAAUGUAACAACGACUGCACGCCUAAAACGCGAAAAUUUCCCAAAAACCUUGGGGCGAAUUCUCUCCUCACCUGAACGCGAUUCCUGGCCUCCAAGCCCAAGGGAUGGGGAAUGUGAUUCUGCUUCUGCACAAAUGAGAUUUGGUCCAUACAGCGACUUGCAAAUGACCACGGAAAGCAGUUGGAAAAUAGAGAGAGUAAGACAAAGAACUCGUGUAAGUGCAUGGCUACAGAGUGCAGAAGUUCCAUCAGGUGUUAACUUUAGGAGGGCUGGUGACUCGAGGAUCCAGAACAAUGAACAUGAAGUAAAUACUGAUACAGAUGGUCCAAAGUAUAAUGUAGAAGUGAAUGGCAUUCCGCAACCAGGAAAUAUAUAUACUCUGGAAGUGCCAAACGAAUUAAACAGAACUGAUGUUAGUAGUACUACAAAAAGAAGUAACACAACUGAAUUACAGAAGGAAGAUUGCAGUGCAACACACUUGAGACUGGAUUCACCGUCAGAUAAUCAAAUCUUUACUUCUGCAUUGGAUGAUUCUCCAUCGAGUCCAAGCGUAUACCAAUUACACGUAGUGAAUGGCAGUAAAGAUCAAGAAAUGCAUCCAAGUCCAGUUUCUGUUCUUGAUCCAUUUUUUACAGACGACACGCCCAGUCCCGCCAGCAUUGUAGUACAAUCAGCUCGAAAGCCAUUGCAACCACUUUGUAUUGAUUUUGAACAAUACUCACAUGAGGAAUCCCCCAUAGAUCCCCCCGUGAAUCCAACUGCCAGCAUAGAUAAACAGGAUACCAUUUCCAACUAUGUGCGUUCAGUGUUGGAAGCUUCUCGUUUGUGUUGCAACGACCUAUCAAUGAUUAGGGCAAUACCCGAACAGUUGCUUAAUGCAUCAGUGUUUGAUGAAGUGGAAUUUUUACCUACUGAAUCUCGCUGUGACCCAAAACUUAUAUUUGAUCAUAUGAAUGAAGUUUUACUAGAGAUAUAUCAACGCCAAAUCAGUUCUUAUCCUUGGCUAUCGUUCAUCAAACCGGAAAUCAGGUCUGUGCUAUCAGAAGAGCAGGUUUUUGAUGAGGUAACCAAGGAGGUCAAAUUUCACCUUCUUCCGCAGUUAGGGGCGAAAACAUUGGACCUGCUUACUGGAAGCGAUAUGGCAAAAUCCAGAUCAUGGCUUGACCUCCGACUAGGUACUGAAGAUAUUGCUAUUCACAUUUCGGAAGACAUUAUGGAGGGAUCAAUAGUUGAUAUAAUACUUGAAUCCAAUACAUGA
Fraxinus pennsylvanica is the source of this 2646-nucleotide messenger RNA. NCBI's taxonomy places the organism in Eukaryota, Viridiplantae, Streptophyta, Magnoliopsida, Lamiales, Oleaceae. The record is from the annotation of a GenBank genome assembly.